Acanthochromis polyacanthus (spiny chromis) is the source of this 4767-nucleotide messenger RNA. RefSeq names its product zinc finger protein OZF-like. Lineage: Eukaryota; Metazoa; Chordata; Actinopteri; Pomacentridae. Gene Ontology annotation, biological process: negative regulation of transcription by RNA polymerase II. Gene Ontology annotation, molecular function: DNA-binding transcription repressor activity, RNA polymerase II-specific. The transcript is spliced from 4 exons. The coding region runs from base 413 to 1816 and encodes 467 amino acids. The record is from RefSeq and is a predicted model, not a curated record.
AAAUCUUUUGUUCUUUUAUUCAGAGCUCUGAAGGUACAGGUGACACAGAGUGCAAAGCAGUCUAUGUGUCAAGUCAAACUGGAAGGAGCUGAAAACUCAAAGGAGAAGCAUUUACGCACAGGUCCUACACUCAGCUGGGGCGGAAACAAUCUGCGGCUGCAGGUUUGCCACCGGCGGCAAAAAAGGGGACACACGCAGCACUGAGGAGGAACUGAGAAUGAAUGACCGAGUUCAAACAAAGUGUCCGUGAGUUUCUGUUGGGAAAGCAUCAAGAUCUGCGGCAAACUGUGCAGGAUUGCCUUCAUCUCCAAAAUCCGGGUUGCAGCCGGUGAUUGGCAGGAGGAGGAGAGUCUGACGGAGGAGCAGAGGAAUGUUGGCAGCCAUUUAGUCUGAGCUCAACAACGGAGGAAACAUGGAUUCUUCACAAAAAAAAUGUAAACACAGCAAUGGAGUGAGAUGUCGGACCUCUGAGGAGGAUAAGGAUGGUUCGGCAACAACAGCAAAAAGAGAUGAAUCACUCAGUUGUGAGCAAUGUGGCACAACAAAAAAGCUAAGAAUUCACAAACGUAUUCACACUGUGGAGAAACCAUUCAGCUGUGAUCAAUGUGGAAAGGCUUUUACUAAGAAGAGUCACUUAAAAAGCCAUCAACUCAUUCACAGUGGAGUUAAGCCAUUCAGCUGUGAUCAGUGUGGAAAGGCUUUUACUAAGAAGAGUAAUCUAACAAGUCAUCAACUCAUUCACAGUGGAGUGAAAUUGUUCGGCUGUGAUCAGUGUGAAAAGGCUUUUACUCAUAAGAGAAUGUUAAUAGGUCAUCAACUCGUUCACAGUGGAGUUAAACCAUUCAGCUGUGAUCAGUGUGGAAAUGUUUUUACUGAAAAGAGUCACUUAAGAAGACAUCAACUCAUUCACAGUGGAGUUAAACCAUUCAGCUGUGAUCAGUGUGGAAAGGCUUUUACUGAAAAGAAUCACUUAAGAAGACAUCAACUCAUUCACAGUACAGUUAAACCAUUCAGCUGUGAUCAGUGUGGAAAGACUUUUACUACCAAGCCUCUGUUACGAAGUCAUCAACUCAUUCACAUUGGAGCGAAAUUGUUCGCCUGUGAUCAGUGUGGAAAGGCUUUUACUCACAAGACAAGGUUAAGAGAUCAUCAACUCAUUCACAGUGAAGUUAAACCAUUCAGCUGUGAUCAGUGUGGAAAGGCUUUUACUCGGAAGAGUAACUUAAGAAGACAUCAACUCAUUCACAGUGGAGUUAAACCAUUCAACUGUGAUCAGUGUGUGAAAACAUUUACUCAACAUGAACGGUUGUUGAUCCAUCAAUGCCCCCAUUCUGGUAGAAAGCGGUACCACUGUGACUCCUGUGAAAAAUCUUUCAAACACCAACAGAGCUUAAAAUGUCACCAACGCAUCCACACUGGACAUGAUGUGUAUGUGUGUGAUCACUGUGGCAAACCAUUUGUACUUUACUCACAGUUAAAAGCUCAUGAAGUGACCCACACUGGGGUUAAACCAUACCUUUGUGACCAGUGUGGGAAACGCUACAGCUACAAUGCAAACCUCAAAGUUCACCAAUGUGUCCACACUGGGGAGAGACCAUACAGAUGUGACAAGUGUAAGAAGACUUUUACAACUUUGGGUUCCCUGAAACAACACCAGCAGAUCCACACCAGAAAGAAAGCAUUCAAUCAGUGUCACAGUGAGCAGAACGGAACAGAUGGACAAAACCCUCAGACUUGUCAGCACUCUGCCAAUGGUGAACAGUGCUGCUUUGACCAGUCUGGACCAAUGUCCAGCCAACAGGGAACCCUACAAUGACACCAGCGUAUGCACACUGGACACAGACUGAACCUCUGCCAAGAAGAUUUGUCCAUGCAGGGUUCAGUAAAAGUUCAUGAAGUCCUCCACAAACUUAAAGUCCUUGAGAUCCGGCUUCACAGAAUUCAGGUCUAAUUUCUCGUUUAGUGUCUUCGUUGCUUCGUUGCAAAAUCCAUUAAGAGGAAAGCUGUCGUUAACAGACGUGACUGGUAAAUUAAUUAUACCAUUCAAAGUGGUUACUCAGUUAUUAUCAGUGGUAGAGGGAUAGACGUCUGGAUGGUGGCAGUGAGCAGCAGGGUGAAUUUAUUAACCCUAUCUAUCUAUCUAUGAAGAAUCUCUAAUAUUGAACAAGUAGAUUAACUAAUCUCUGAUUAUGUAUGAGUUGAAAUAUAAAAAACAUGAAGUGUUGGAUGAAAAGUCCAAUCUUUCAAAGCUGACAUGUAGUUUAGAAAAAUUUCUUUGUAAAUUAGCUGCAUCCAGUCAUUAGCAUGACAUUGGCAUCAUGGAACCAUGACCACAUAUAUGUGUCUGGAGAUGGUGGCGUUUUUAUAACGGCACAUUUUCAUGCUUUGACAGAUAAAGUGAGGGAUAAAAGUUUUCAGGCACCCUGAAAAUUUUUACACAUCUUAAAGAUUAUCAUGAAAUAUUUAAGUCUUUUUUUGUGUGUGUUUCUAAGGGUGUGGCUGCAUCAGAAAGACACAAACUCGACGAGCCCUCAGUAGAGGCCAGAACCACGCCCUCUACUGGCGAAAAUCCUGUCCUCCCUAUACAAAUGAUGCAAUAUGUAUCAGUUUUGAUCAUGCUACAUAUAUCCCUUCCUACUUGAUCUGCUGACCUGUAACUCCACAAGUGAGCAGGGGACCUUAGACUAAUCUUCAGUGUAAAGUUUGAUUAUCCUCACUUCAGCACUUGCAGAGAUAUCUGACCGGACAUACCUCGCCACAUACCUACAUACAUACAUACUUACCCAGCCAGCCAGCCACGUACCGAAGCGAAUGCAGUAACCCCACUGACGUUCGUCAGGCGUGGUUAAUGAUAUUUAUUUGGUUUGUUGUUUACAAGGAAAACUAACAAAACUAAAUUCUACCAAAUUUCUCAUUUUAUGGAACUAGUCAAUUUUCAGUUUUUAAUGUAUUUUUUUUGGAUGUGUUUAGUUUUUGAUUGUACUAAAAUAAAUGACUCUUAAAGACCAGUAUUUCACAAAUGUAUGGGAUGUCCAAAAACUUUUUUCCACUGCUGUAUUUAACAGCAAUCUGAUCUGCUGAUGUUAACAAGACAAACAAGUGAAGGUUUCAGGCUUUUAUCUAGAAUUGCUCUUGGGAUAUUCAUCUUCAAACAGCCUCAAAUUUCAAUGUGAGAAAAUAAAAAUGAGUGAAACUGGAUCUACAGUCCACUGAAAAACCUCUAAGAAAGUAUCUGACAUACUGAGCUAAUAUUUCAUAGAUACCAUUAGAAAUAUCCAUAGUUUAUGAUUUAAAAAAGUUUUUUGAAACGGAGUUCCACUGUUGAAAAACCUCAAUCUCUGAUUCCAGCAUCAGUGCUCCAUUGUUGCAGUUGUAACGUUGUCUUUCAGAUGGUCCUAACACAGGCCACAACUGCUCUGGAAACAACACUCAUGUUCUUGUUUGGAACAGUUUCUCAGUAGAAAUUACGCAGCAAUGUCCAAGUUCUCAGCGGCUCCAGUAAGGAAGAGACUUAAUGUGAGGAAAAGCAUCCUUUGACUUCUUGCUGGAGGUUUUUCUUGUCAGAAAUUGUCUUCCAGUGAGGGACUUCUGACUCUCUGUUCACUUUUCUUGCCCUCUAAUAUUGUUAAAACACAAGAAUCAAUGUUUUGCUUCAAAUCACAUUGUAUUUGCAUGUAGCUCUGUGUUUUCUGCUCCAGGAAUUGGGUGAUGUGUACGACCCAGCACCCACAGCUGGUUGGGUGUCAUGUGGCUCUGUGUUCUGAUUGGAUGAUUGUCCAACCACUGCCACAAGUAUGAAGGUCAUCCUGCAGGCGUGGCAGAAACACAAUAGGGCUGAAUCCCAAACCGCCCCUUACACACUAUCCCUACACACUACGGCUGAAUCCCAAACCGCCCCCUACACACUAUCCCUACACACUACCCCUCCGUUUGUGCGUUCCCCCGGAGGGUCCUCCAUAUUAAGGGCCGUCCCAAACCGCGUCGUGCGCAGGGGGAGUGGACUGUUCAGCCCUUAAAUAGCGAGUCUGCAUCGAUGCUCACUCUGGACAACUUUGUCAGGAAGUGCAACGUCGAAAUGGAGGAGGAAACAACAUCUCGAUGUAAGUUCCACAUGCGUCCAUUAUUUCUCCCACGCCUUUUUCACACUGACAGAACAUCACAAAAAGAGUGAUGGAAAAAGAUAAAACAAAAGAAACAAAUCUUCUCUGCUGACGUUUGAUUUAAUUGUGCACCCCCUGACACCUUAAAAUUUGAACGGAACUGACAGAAUUCAUUUAUUCAUUCAUUUGUUGGAUUUGAAAUGCCAGAUAAUAGAAUUGGAAAACAUGUGGGAUGACUUCAAAUUAUUUGAAGCAGAAUGUAGCCCCUACAUCAUUGUCUGCAACCUGUGCCACAGCGCUACAGCCAUGCACAGUAGGCGUCUUUGUGUUACCAUGGCGAUGACGUCUUCCGUUUUCCGGUGAGGCGACAGGGCGUCCCAUUCCUGACGAUCGUAUUUAUACCCUCCCCUUCAAUUAAAGUGCCCUCCACAGCUGCGAGUGUGACUUCUUUUGGAGUGACACUCGGUAGUGGAGGGGGAGUGUGUAGGGGGCGGUUUGGGACGAAGCCUUGGUGUGUUCAUGUGGCCAUGCUGAGGAAUCCCUCUGCUUCAAGCUAGUGGAGAACAUCAUAGUAGGUGCUGGUUACUGCCCCCUAGAGGUCUCUAACAGGCGUAAACUAACCGUGACGUCACCCGUUGGUUUCAACGCCGAGAAAAUGAAGCCCGGA